AUGACCCCUGAUGUACCAAGCGGGUCUUCUUCUUGGGGUGCACGCCGCCACUCAAAUGAUGAGCUGAAGGAUUUUGUUGACGUUGAAUGUCCUUCCACACCGUUACUCAGUGAUGCCUGCUCCGACUCCAGCUUCAGCUUCGUGGAGCCAUUCAGCUCACCUGAAGCUACUACCGAGGUCCUCGCACGGGCAAAAGGUCGCAAGAGCGCCGACCAGCAGAUCAUUGAAGAGGAGGCCUCCAGGAGCAGCAGAAAUGUGCUGCUUUCAUAUCCUCCAGAACAAGCCAGCCUGGAUCAGCAAGAGCUGCAACUCGAUGACGAUGAGUGUCCAUCAGUGAGCGCUCCUUCAGAUACUGGCCAGCAGGAGGCCACACACGCGCAAAACGAUGUGCAAUACACAGAAGCUAAGCUACGCGCUUUGGAAGACCUGCUUGUUGCUGAAAGUCAAAAGCUGUCCUCUGGUGCACCAAGACACCCUCAACUUACACCGAACAUUCGGGAAGUACAGACCACCGAGCACGCGAUCCCACCGGGUAAACAUGCCCUAUCUCACACAGCAACAACCACGGUCCUUGACGAGCGGCCCAUGCGACCGAUGGUCCAGCUUUCGAUAACCGCAUUUAAGACAGUCUUCGAGCGACAUCCUGUGUCUCUAGCAGGUGCAGACGCGCAGCAGAACGAAGCUCAGCUAUCAAACAGCUCCACACCAGAUGCUAGUCUCCCUGACGGCGGUCUCACGCCUCUAGCCAUCGUUGUCAUUGUCAGCGCCUGGGUAUUGUGCGCGCUGUUGCGCUCGCUUGUUCGAUCAAUGGCAAAUGGUGAGUCAGUUCAGGGAGGCUGGAUUGUUGAGGAUCUGACGGUUGCGAUCGUGUCGGCGGUAAUGACGUGCAUUGGAUUCCACGUCUCGCUCGCUGAACGCAUCGAGGCCUACGAAGAAUAG
Didymella exigua CBS 183.55 is the source of this 939-nucleotide messenger RNA. RefSeq lists its product as uncharacterized. The transcript has a single exon. The record is from RefSeq and is a predicted model, not a curated record. The coding region runs from base 1 to 939 and encodes 312 amino acids. Lineage: Eukaryota; Fungi; Ascomycota; Dothideomycetes; Pleosporales; Didymellaceae.